Molecule: messenger RNA, 1993 nt
Organism: Nymphaea colorata (pocket water lily)
Lineage: Eukaryota; Viridiplantae; Streptophyta; Magnoliopsida; Nymphaeales; Nymphaeaceae
Exons: 7
Coding region: 193-1950 (585 amino acids)
Molecular function (GO): DNA binding
Source: RefSeq, a predicted model, not a curated record
GAAAAAGCGUCCGCGUGUGCUUCUUCUCAUCUCUUCUGGGCCAAGGGUGUGUGGCGCGGGUACCUGGAGCUCUGUAAGUCCGUACGUGUGUGCUGUGGUUGGCGACUACGCAGGCUGAAGAGAACCGCAAAGGCGUGGAGGAGGGAACGCGCACGCGCUUCUCCUCCAUGAAACCUGAAUGAGUGAGCUCUCAUGCCUUCGUUCGACUUUGCUACAUUGCAGAUUCCAUUUGGGAACCAUCUUGUUACAACUUUAGUGCAGCCUUGUUUCCUCCAUACUCAAUGGGGAAAAUGUAUGUAUUGGAAGGCGAAAGUCCCAGAAGGUGCAGGGCGCAUUCAGCUAAAUGUCCUUUGUCAACAGAAUUUUGGGGUGCCGAAUCUUCAAAUGAAUGGUGGACUUGUCAAGGCAGCUGCACUGGUUGAACAGGUUCAAAGUGAUGAAGGAAAGGUCCAUGACUUGAAGGUGUGCAAUGAGGAAGCUGGAGCAUUUCGGUCUUCAGGUGAUGAUUCUGAUGAAAUGGAUGACCGAGAGAAGUUGAGAAGGUCAAAAAUAUCCAAGGCCAACAAGGGAAAAGUGCCCUGGAACAAAGGCAGGAAACACAGUGAAGAAACACGCCAAAAAAUACAAGAGAGAACAAAGCUGGCAAUGCAGGAUCCCAAGGUCAAAAUGAAGUUGGUAAAGUUGGGACAUGCUCAGAGCGUGGAGACAAGGGUUAAAAUCGGCCAAGGAGUGAGAAUGGGGUGGGAAAGAAGACGAAAGUGGCUCUCAUUGCAAGAGACUUGCUUCCUUGCAUGGCAGAAUGCCAUCGCUGAUGCUUCAAGAAAGGGAUUUGCUGGUGAAGAUGAAUUGCAGUGGGAUUCAUAUGAUAUCUUAAACAAGCAACUGAAGGUGCAAUGGUUGGACAGUGUUGAACAGAGAAAACUGAUGCCUAGGUCAAAUGGUGGAAAAAGAGCCCCAAAAUCUCCUGAGCAACGGAGGAAAAUCUCUCAAGCCAUUUCAGCAAAAUGGGCAGAUCCUGAAUAUCGCGAAAGAGUUUGCUCUGCAUUGGCUAAAUAUCAUGGCAUUCCUGAUGGGGUAGAAAGAAGAUCAAGGAGAAAGCCACAAGGUGAAUCACAGGGUGUCAAAAGAGAGCGUCCAAUAAGAAAAACAUCUAUAAAGACUGGUGCGGAGACACAUUUGGUCACUCGGCCAGUGAAAACUGUAUCAAUCAAGAAGAAAAUGCGUCGACCUUCUUUUAAAGACCCACUGGUGGGCAGCAAGCUGGAGAUGAUCAAGAAUAUCAGAGAGGAGAGAGCCACUAUGGAGAUCAAGAAGAGGGAAGCUGUUCAAAGGGCAAAGUUGUUAAUUGCCGAAGCUGAGAAGGCUGCAAGGGCCCUUGAGGUUGCUGCCAGGACAAACCCAAUUGCAUGUGCUUCACUUUCCCAAACAAGGAAGCUCAUUGCUGAGGCUACUCAGUCCAUUCAAGGUAUAGAAGGAGGAAGUAUUACUGCUGCAGAGAACCUAGACUCUAGUUCUGUUCUGACCAGUUCAGAUGAAGAAAGUCAAAUGGAUUUUUUCAGUGACGAGAUUGAAUUCAUUGACAAAAGAUCAAACAAGAGAGCUAUUAAUGGAGCAUGUCAUUCUUCAUUGGCUGAUCAGAACGAAGAAUUUGAUUUCACAAAAUUUGCAUUGCAUAAUUUAUUGAACUCGAGGGCUCUUGUAGACAAAGUUGGCUACAGUCAAGGUAAUGCAGAAGUCAUGGUUGAUGGUUUGAAACAGCAGUUAAGCAUCUCCCUGAGCUCUCCUGAUGGACUUAAUGGUUCUAGAGCACAUGACAAGGUAAAGUUGGAGGAUGAUAGCGAAGAUGGAAAUUGCUCUCCCUUGGAAGAAAUGACUAAGAACUUGCAUCCUAAAACUAUGAGGAAAAAGCAGUGGGUUUGUGGGAAGCUGGUUGAGGUAGAGAGCAGUUAGGGGUUUUUUUUGUGGUUAAAUCCAGCAGUUUAUUUCGUAGCUA